CUCUGUCUCACCUGUAGCGUCAACACAACGGAAGAGUAGACGCUAAGGUCCUUCACUUGCCUCGUAGAUCGUGUUUCUUUCCGACCGUUAGUGAUCUCGACCAGGAUCGUCGCCUAGUCUGCGUUCUACCUUCGCCAUGGAAUGCAUCGCGAGAGCCCCAUCCUCGCUCGCCGCGUACUUCCUUCAAUCGGCGCGGAAGUGUUCAAUUGACGCCCGCGCGAUCAGCAGCGGCUCGUCCAUCUACCACCAGAAUGCCGCGCUCUCCCCCCCCUCCGUCGCGUCCCUCCCAGCAGCGUCACCCACUGAUGUGCCGCCAGCGAGCACCGUCACCAUGGCGGCCCUCGAGGACAUGGCCACACAACUCGCCCGCAACUUGCGCCCUCUCGAAGCCCUCAGACGCUUCAUCAAAGGCAAACGGCGCGCGACCGACAGUGCGAGCGAGUGCGGCAAAGUAAGUAGGGAUAGGACAGGCACCAACGGAGACGACAGUUACGGCGGGGGGGGGGGUCUUCUGGGCCUAAACGCGCUUCCCCUGCCCGCGUUAGUUCCUUGCCCGAUUCCCGUCGUUGCGUCACUCGAUAGUACCUCCCACCACGCCACCGCCCACACGCAAGCCGCAGCUGCUGCCGAGCCGCUCACGGCGCCCAUGCUCACCGGGUCGGCGCGGCUGACGUCAUCGCUGCUGGUGUCGUUCCUGGUGAACUACUCCGUGCUCGUGUCGGACUGGUGGCAGUUCAAGUCCACCGCGCGCGAUCACCUCUUCGCCUGCCUAGGCGCAAGAUGGCCGCUCGCCGUCACGGCAGUGCACGCUGCUAACGACCCCAACUCUGCCGCUGCUAUUGCCGCCACAGCCGCUGCCGCCGCAGCCGUCGCUGCCGCCGCCGCCGCAACUGGCACGACGAGUACGCGUACCCGUCGCGAGCUGUCGCCCGCGUCGCUCAUCCGCAAGCUGAGCGGAAUGUGGAGCGGCCUCCUCGCGCCCGCCAAUGGCCGUGCGGGCGGCAGCGGGGAGGAGACGGGGAGUGAGGAGGAAGAUAGCACGGCGGAAGCCGCGGAAAGAGCUGCGGUGGCGGCGCUGGGGAAGGAGGGCAUUGACGGGGACGGGAAGGGUGUGCGCGUGGCGCACGUGGUGCGCGACGAGCUGGACCCGCGCAUGGUGUGGGCGCAGCGGCAGGCGGACGUGGACGCGGAGGACAUGCGGCGGGACUCGCUGGGCGAGCCCGGGUUCUCCUUCUCCGCCGCGGGGCUGCUGUUCCCCUACCACCUGGGCGUCGCGCAAUACCUGCUGGACCACGGCUACAUCACGGACUCGACGCCGCUAGCGGGCGCGUCUGCGGGAGCGCUGGUGAGCGCGGUGGUGGCGACGGGCGUGGAGCCGCGCAGCCUCAUGCCGCUCGCGAAGCUCGUGGCUGCGGACUGCCGGCAGAACGGCACGGCCUUCCGCAUCGGGGUGCUGCUGCGAGGAGUGUUGAACCGCAUUCUCCCCGACGACGCGCACAUCAAGUGCUCCGGUCGCAUUCGAGUGGCGAUCACGCAGGUGUUUGGAUCGCCGCGCGGGCUGCUGGUGGACGCGUUCGAGUCCAAGGAGGACCUCGUGGACGCGCUCAUCACCUCCUCCUUCGUGCCCGGGUACUUGGAACCCCGGGCCGCCACAUCUUUCCGCAACCGCAUGUGCGUUGAUGGAGGCAUCUCGCACUUCAUCCCACCCACCGCCAGCAAGCACACGGUGCGUGUGUGUGCGUUCCCAGCGAGCGGCUAUGGGAUGACGGGCAUUGACAUUAACCCUGACAUGAAUACGCUCAACAACCAGUGGACCAUGAGACAGUUCCUCUCAUGGGCGCUGGAACCGGCAGAGGAUGACAUCUGGGAUGGGCUCUUCAACAGCGGCUAUGCGGAUGCUGCCACGUGGGCCAGCACAUACACCGGCCCCCUGUACCACCCAACCACCUCCAGUACUCCCAAAACUGGCGCCACCACUUCAGCUGCUGCCAAGAUAUUUAGCAUUGCUAGAUAGAUGAAUAGAAUGUUAGGUGCUAAACAAGGAUUUGCUCAGUAGUACCGUAUGAGCUCAGCAAGGGCUCUUAGUCCACUCUGGCUAAUUGUACAUGUCUUGAUAGGUUGCUGCUUCACUAAGAAGCACAUUCACGAAUCUUCUGGUCAAGCUCCGAGCCAGGCCCCUAGAUUGCAGGAAAAUUUUCCUGAUUCAGGAGAAAAACAGGGUUGUUGCUGGUACCAGCCCUGAUUGCGCAGGAUUUUAUUGAAGGCAUGUCCUGAUUUAUCAGCCU
Closterium sp. NIES-67 is the source of this 2285-nucleotide messenger RNA. The record is from the annotation of a GenBank genome assembly. Lineage: Eukaryota; Viridiplantae; Streptophyta; Zygnematophyceae; Desmidiales; Closteriaceae.